UGAGCAACAAGAAUUACGGACAAACCCCGAUCUCUCGAGAAGGGAGAAGGAAGAAUUCGCAAAGAACAAGGAAAUUCUCCGACUCGCGGAGGAAAGACUUAGGGUCGAUGAUCACCUUGAUGGUUACAUGCUGCCGGAGGACUACAUCACCGAAAAGGGCAAGAUUGACAUGAAAAAGAAAGAAAAGGCGCUCUACCAACGAUAUGUCGAGAAAGGGGACGAUGGGCAGGAGCGGUUUGUCACAGAGCAGGAAGAAUGGGAGCAACACCAGGCACAAAAAGCAAGCGCACAGAUCAAGCGUGCAGAGCGGGUCGACGAAGGAGACUACGAGUAUGUCUUUGACGAUUCCCAGCAGCUCAAGUUCCUCAUGGACAGCACAGACAUUGACCAAAACUCCAUGUUCUCCGACAAGGAGAGGAUUUUCAUGGAGCAUCAGCUCAAGGCAGCAGAGAACAAGGCAAGGACAAUUGAGGAAACAAGAAAGUCCUUGCCAAUUUAUGAAUGGCGAACACAAUUUCUGGAAGCCCUGGAGCAGUUUCAAGUCCUCAUCAUUGUAGGAGAAACCGGUUCUGGAAAAACCACACAGUUACCGCAAUAUCUCCACGAAGCUGGCUACACCAAGAAGGGACUUAAAGUCGGCUGCACGCAACCCCGUCGUGUUGCUGCCAUGUCCGUCGCAGCCCGUGUAGCAGAAGAGAUGGGUGUCAAAGUCGGCAACGAAGUCGGGUACUCUAUCCGUUUUGAGGACGCCACGAGCGACAAGACAAUAAUCAAGUACAUGACCGACGGCAUGCUCCUGCGAGAGUUCCUCACAGAGCCAGACUUAGGCGGAUAUUCUGCGCUCAUGAUCGACGAAGCCCACGAGCGCACACUGUCAACAGACAUCCUCUUCGGUCUCGUCAAAGACAUUGCACGCUUCCGGCCUGACCUCAAGCUGCUAAUCUCCAGCGCAACCAUGGAUGCACAAAAAUUCUCCCAAUACUUUGAUGACGCCCCCAUCUUCAACAUCCCUGGCCGCCGAUACCCCGUAGACGUGCACUACACCCAGCAACCCGAAGCAAACUACCUAAAUGCAGCUAUAACCACAAUCUUUCAAAUUCACACCACCACACCCCCACAAGGCGAUAUACUAGUCUUCCUAACAGGGCAGGAUGAGAUCGACGCCGCCGAGCAAAACCUCCAAGAAACCUGCCGCAAACUAGGCAACAAAAUCCGAGAAAUGAUAGUAUGCCCGAUAUACGCCAACCUCCCGUCAGAAAUGCAAGCCAAAAUAUUCGAACCCACACCAGAGGGCGCCAGGAAGGUGGUCCUGGCAACAAACAUCGCUGAAACCUCCCUCACAAUUGACGGAAUAGUGUACGUCAUAGACCCAGGCUUUGUGAAAGAGAACGUUUACAAUCCCCGCACGGGGAUGGAAUCACUCGUGGUAACACCGUGUUCCCGUGCCGCGGCGAAGCAGAGAAUGGGCCGAGCCGGCCGUGUCGGGCCCGGGAAGUGCUUCCGACUGUACACGAAGUGGGCAUACCAAAACGAACUCGACGAAAACACUACUCCGGAGAUCCAGCGCACAAACCUAAACUCUGUUGUCCUGCUGCUAAAAUCACUCGGCAUAAAUGACCUGAUAGAAUUCGACUUCAUGGACCCCCCUCCGGCCGAAACGCUCAUCCGCGCGCUAGAAAACCUCUAUGCGCUGGGAGCACUCAACGAUAAGGGUGAGCUAACAAAGAUCGGCCGCCAGAUGGCCGAAUUCCCCACAGAUCCCAUGCUAGCUAAAGCGAUCCUAGCAGCGGACAAGUACGGCUGUGUGGAAGAGGUCCUCUCGAUAAUCGCCAUGCUUGGUGAGUCCUCCUCCCUCUUCUACCGCCCCAAGGACAAGAAGUUCCAUGCGGACCAGGCGCGCCAACGCUUCACGAAAAAAGACGGCGGUGACCACCUCUCGCUACUAAACAUCUGGAACCAGUGGGUCGACACAAACUUCAGCUACAAUAGUACGCAGUUGAUACAGAAGGCCAUCACCAGCGGGUUCUUUCCCAAUGCUGCGCGGCUGCAGAGGAGUGGGGAUAGUUAUCGCACCGUGAAGAACUCGCAAACGGUGCAUAUUCAUCCGAGCAGUUGUUUGUUUGAGGUCAAUCCUAAGUGGGUCAUUUAUUAUGAGCUAGUUUUGACAAGCAAGGAAUUCAUGAGAAAUGUCAUGCCGUUGCAGCCAGAGUGGUUGGUGGAGGUUGCGCCGCAUUAUCAUAAUAAGAAGGAUUUGGACACGUUAGGGACAAACAAGAAGAUGCCCAAAGUGCAGGGAGCCGCGGCGGAGAAGGCACCCCCGGGGUAGAUUGGGUUUUGGGGUGAUCGCAUGUAUGGUGUGAUUGAUUUGUGGAUAAUGUCAUUUGAAUUGAUGAACUAGUUUAAGUGAAAGUUUGAACACAAUAAAAUUUGUAUUUGAAUCGUC
Messenger RNA from Tuber melanosporum (Perigord truffle), 2443 nucleotides. RefSeq lists its product as uncharacterized. The coding region runs from base 425 to 2326 and encodes 633 amino acids. Gene Ontology annotation, cellular component: intracellular anatomical structure; catalytic step 2 spliceosome. The record is from RefSeq and is a predicted model, not a curated record. The transcript has 3 exons. Gene Ontology annotation, molecular function: ATP binding; RNA binding. NCBI's taxonomy places the organism in Eukaryota, Fungi, Ascomycota, Pezizomycetes, Pezizales, Tuberaceae.